CCCCACGCUAACGCGGGCCAGCUCCUCCAACUUCAUAUACUCGGCCUGUGUCCGACGCCCUUCACCCUCUCAUCCCCCUCCUUUUCACCUUCCAUCAUGAAACCCCAAACACCGCUCGCAUUAGUUACGUUGAGCAUCGCUUCUGCUACAGGUAAGGCGUCGGCCCAGUUCGUCGAGAGGCGGCACGCUUCAAGUUCGCAUUCGCGACGAGACCGUGUCUCCCACGCUCCCACUCCUCUUGCCAUGCGCGACGGCCUCGUCCACCACGUUGCUAACGACCUCGUCGACUCAGGUUCAGAUUCGAGCUCGAGUAGCAAGUCGCCCAUCGCCAAGACGCCAUCUGCCCACCGAGCCGCGUCGUCCUCUUCCGCCAAGGCGCCCGCCUCCUCACCAUCCUCCAAGUCAACCACCGCGUCUAAGGAAUCUACCGAAGCGAAGAGCUCAGAUUCCUCUUCUGACUCCAGCUUCAAACCUGUCAAAGGCAUCGUAUCAGGCUUGGGAGAGGUCGCCAAUGGCACCGCAAAGGUUGUACACGGCCUUGGCAAAGCCGUCGAGAGCGUGCCCGUCGUGGGACCGGUCGUCGCGAGCCUUCCGGUCCUUAAACCUGUUCUGACUAGCGGUGAUCACUCCUCUGGCGGUGGUGGCGGCGGAAAUGGGGGCGGUGACAAUGGCGGAGGAGGAAAUGGCGGUGGCAACGGAGGCAACAGCGGAAACGGGGGUAAUGGUGGCGCUGGAGGCCCCAAUCCACCGGGCAGCAAUGGCCAGGGCAACAAUGGCACGUAUUCAGGGCAGAGGCCUCCGUUCAACCCUUCACUCAGCUCCCCGGGAAUCGCCAACCCCAAGGCCAUCGGCAUCGCCACGGGUACCGCCGGUGCCGGCGGGACGAUUGGCACUGUUGGCGCAAGCACAGGAGCCAACGGCGCCGCCCUCGAUGGUGGUGCUGCGACUGACGCUGGCGCCUCUAGCCAGAGUGGAGACGGGACAACAGGCACCACCCCUGCGUUCGGAUCAACAGGUUCUGGAAGCGUCGGCGACUCCGGUAGUUUGCCAGGCUCCAGCAGCAGCGGCGCCAAUGGGUCAUCAUCCGGCUCCAACUCUGCCAAGAUCGCCGCGCCCAUCGCAGUCAUCCUCGUUGUCCUCAUCGCCGCCAUCGUCUUCCUCAUCGUCCGCAGGCGCCGAAGACACAAGGCUGCCGUCGCUGCCUCUGCCGGCACGCUCGGCGCCACUGGCCGUGCGCGCACGUUCAAUAGGAACUACAAGCGCGGCAUGACCUUUGGCGCAGGACUCGUCGGAGCCGGCAAGUACCAGGAUCGCAUCGACGGUGAUCGUGUUUCGCGUUCGUCCGAGGACUCGUGGGUUCCUGGUCAAUUGCAGAGUCGGCAGUCGAACAUGCAGUUUAACGGCCCGGCGUACCACGACUUCAUGACGGAGGUGCCGCAUUCGCCCAUCACGCCUGUCGCACCGGCCGCAGCUGUGUACCCCUUCAGCUCAUUUGGCAACGCCAACAUUAACCCAUUCUCUGACGGGGGACAUUCAAACGAGGCCGCAUCGUCCACCCACACUUUCACCACUACCACGGCGCCGACAUUGUCAGAAGCACCUUUGUCACACAACCAUGAGCAGAACCCUAGCCGCGUGAGCGUCGUUUCGGCCUCCGGCAUGUCGCUUGGCGGCCUCUCCUCGGCAAUCUCCCACGGUCACGGCUAUGUCACGGCGUCCGAGCAGAGCCACCACACCAAUAGUGUGCUGGUGGACGACGACGCUGCCUCAAUCGACUUUAGCAUGAUCCACACGCGUUACCUCGCCUUGGAUACCUUGCAGCUCGCGUCAGCUGGCAACACUAAUAACCUGGACCGCCUUACCGUCGCUGCGCACGAAGGCCGGCACGCGCACACCCCGAACCUCGGGGAUCCCUCGCAGGUGUUGUACGUCGGCAACGGCAGCGAGAUGCAGCACGGUCAGCGCGGAUACAGGAGCAGCCUCGCGGUGCGGAACAGCAACAACCCGUUCGAUGACGGCUAUGAGAUCUCGCCAUCCAUUCACGUUUCGUCGCAUGAUCACCACUCGAUGGAGGCUGACCAGGAGGACAAUGCUAGCUACUCAGUCCACUCGCACCGCCCGAGCAGCUGCAGCCACUAGGCGCUGCUGUGCGCGCCAACCAACGGACCGGGCCUUUCACUUUCGGGAUUGACUUGUCGCAACUUCCUCGGGUAUCACACGCGCUGUCUCAACACAAAUGUUCCGGCUUGCUGCUUUCAUUUACAUCACCAUCAACAUUAUCAUCGGCAUACGUCAUGUGUACCCAGCGCAUGAUCGCGUUUCGGAUACACAGCACACGCUCAUUUCGAAUCUAACUUCGGUUUCUGCAACCCCACCACUCCAACUAGCGUCUCUCCUUUUAGGGGAAGCUCGGUCACGGGCCACACCUACACUGUGCAAUCACCUGCGGUGUACAUUAGCAAAAGAUACAGCGGGCAACCGCUCU
This is a messenger RNA of Tilletiaria anomala UBC 951, 2485 nucleotides long. RefSeq lists its product as uncharacterized. NCBI's taxonomy places the organism in Eukaryota, Fungi, Basidiomycota, Exobasidiomycetes, Georgefischeriales, Tilletiariaceae. Bases 97 to 2139 code for a protein of 680 amino acids. The record is from RefSeq and is a predicted model, not a curated record. The transcript is spliced from 3 exons.